Messenger RNA from Dovyalis caffra, 2571 nucleotides. NCBI's taxonomy places the organism in Eukaryota, Viridiplantae, Streptophyta, Magnoliopsida, Malpighiales, Salicaceae. The record is from the annotation of a GenBank genome assembly.
AUGGCUAGCCACCUGUUGGAACCCAUCGCUCGCCCACCUACACCGCCACCAUCACUUAACCAUGGCCCCAGUGUUCCUAACAAACUCACUGCUAUUUCCUUUCAGAAACUAAAACAAACCCAUGAACCUGUUAAAAUUUCUCAGUCAGAAAACCAGUCCAAUCUCACUCUUCUAGACAACAAGCCAUUAAACACAAGCACAUAUGCUUCAGUUCUUGAUUCUUGUAAAUGCUCAAAAUUGGGGAAACAGGUUCAUGCUCACACAAUUAAAACUGGGUUUUAUGGUGAUGGAUUUAUAGACAAUAAGUUGCUUCAAAUGUAUGCAAGGUGUGGUUUGUUGAAAGAUGCAAACUGUUUGUUCGAAACAAUGCCAAUGAGAAACUUGUAUUCUUGGAAAGCAAUUCUUAGGGUGUAUUUGGAUCAUGGGCUGUUUGAGGAAGCUUUUUUACUCUUUCAAGAAUUGCAAUUUGAUGGUGGAGAAUUGGAUUUCUUUGUAUUUCCUUUAGUGUUUAAGGUUUGUAGUGGCCUUGGUAGUGUAGAACUAGGGAGGCAGUUACAUGGGUUGGUGAUAAAGUUUCAGUUUUGUUUGAAUAUUUAUGUGAGUAAUGCUUUGAUAGAUAUGUAUGGUAAAUGUGGAAGCUUGGAUGAUGCUAAAAAGGUUUUAGUUAAGAUGCCUGAAAAGGAUAGUGUAACAUGGAAUUCUGUUAUUACAGCUUGUGCUGCUAAUGGGAUGGUUUAUGAGGCAUUGGAAUUUUUGGAGAAAAUGAAGUCCUUAGAUUAUUAUUCUAUGCCAAAUCUUGUUUCUUGGAGUGCAGUAAUAGGAGGGUUUGCGCAAAAUGGUUAUGAUGAGGAAGCCAUUGAGAUGCUAUUUAGAAUGCAAGUAGAAGGGCUUGAACCGAAUGCACGAACCUUAGCGAGCGUUCUUCCAGCAUGUGCCAGAUUACAAAGGCUUGACCUUGGAAUGCAACUCCAUGGUUAUAUCACGAGACAUGGUUUUCUGUGUAACCCCGUUGUGAUGAACGCAUUAGUUGAUGUGUAUAGGAGGUGCGGUGAUAUGGGAAGUGCAGUUAAGAUCUUUUUGAAAUUCUCAGUGAAAAAUGCAUUAUCUUGUAAUACAAUGAUUGUUGGGUAUUGUGAAAGUGGUGAUGUUUCCAAGGCCAAGGAGCUCUUUGAUCGCAUGGAUGUUGCAGGGAUAGAAAGGGAUAUAAUUUCAUGGAACUCGAUGAUUUCAGGGUACGUUGAUAACUUCAUGUUUGAUGAAGCUUUGAAUAUGUAUCGGAAUUUGCUAAUGGAAGAAGGGAUUGAGCCAGAUUCUUUUACUUUAGGGAGCGUUUUGACUGCUUGUGCUGAUAUGAUUUCUUUGAGGGAAGGUAAGGAGAUACAUUCUCAAGCCAUUGUCAAGGGCUUGCAAUCUGAUACUUUUGUCGGUGGGGCUCUAGUAGAAAUGUACUCUAAAUGCCAGGACCAAGUGGCUGCUCAGAUGGCUUUCGAUGAGGUGAUCGAGAAGGAUGUGCCGACCUGGAAUGCUCUGAUCUCAGGCUAUGCUCGUAGUAAUCAGAUAGAAAGAAUUCAAAAUCUUCUUGAGAAGAUGAAAGGAGAUGGUUAUCAUCCAAACAUUUAUACAUGGAACAGCAUUCUUGCAGGUCUUGUGGAAAAUGGUCAGUUAGAUUUAGCGAUGCAGUUGCUAUCUGAAAUGCAGACCUCAAAGUUGAGGCCUGAUAUUUACACAGUUGGAAUAAUUCUCCCUGCUUGCUCGAGGUUAGCCUCUCUUGAGCGAGGAAAACAAGCUCAUGCACACUCGAUUAGAUGUGUUUAUGACUCAGACGUCCAUAUAGGAGCAGCCCUUGUGGACAUGUACGCAAAAUGUGGAAGUUUAAAGCAUGCACAGUUAGCCUAUAAUAGGAUAUCAAACCCUAAUUUGGUGUCCCACAAUGCCAUGCUUACUGCAUAUGCGAUGCAUGGACACGGGGAAGAGGGGAUUGCUCUCUUCCAAAGAAUGCUGGCCAUAGGUUUUAAACCAGACCAUGUGACUUUCCUGUCUGUUCUCUCUUCAUGUGUUCAUGCUGGAUCAGUCAAGACAGGCCGUGAGUUUUUUGAUUUGAUGGGGUAUUAUAGCGUUAAACCCACAUUAAAACACUAUACAUCUUUGGUUGAUCUUCUAAGUCGUUCAGGACAGCUUCAUGAAGCUUAUGAGCUUAUUAAGAAAAUGCCUGUGGAAUUUGAUUCAGUUCUGUGGGGUGCUUUGCUUGGAGGCUGUGUUACUCAUGGUAACAUUGAGUUGGGAGAAAUUGCAGCAGAGAGGUUGAUAGAAUUGGAGCCAAACAAUAGUGGAAAUUAUGUACUAGUGGCUAAUUUAUAUGCUCAUGCAAGGAGAUGGUCUGACCUAGCAAGAAUAAGAGGCACGAUGAAGGAUAGGGGAAUCCACAAGAGCCCUGGAUGCAGUUGGAUCGAGGACAGGAAUGAAAUUCAUUCCUUUCUUGCCCAUGACAGAUCUCAUCAGAGAGCAGAAGAGAUUUAUGCUACUUUAGAUAACAUAGCCCUUCACAUGAAAACAGGGAUGGUAUUUGGGUAA